Trypanosoma theileri is the source of this 555-nucleotide messenger RNA. Its product is annotated as frataxin-like, mitochondrial precursor. Lineage: Eukaryota; Euglenozoa; Kinetoplastea; Trypanosomatida; Trypanosomatidae. Gene Ontology annotation, cellular component: mitochondrion. The coding region runs from base 1 to 555 and encodes 184 amino acids. Gene Ontology annotation, biological process: iron incorporation into metallo-sulfur cluster; intracellular iron ion homeostasis. The transcript has a single exon. The record is from RefSeq and is a predicted model, not a curated record. Gene Ontology annotation, molecular function: ferrous iron binding; iron chaperone activity; ferric iron binding.
AUGCGCCGUGUAAGAAGAAGAGUAACUGUACCAGCUUUCCUACCCAUUACAACAACAUCAUCAAUAGCAACAGUGAUAACACGGCGUUUACUCACAACUGGUUUGUAUGGUCGCACGCAAAGUUGUUAUUAUGCGGCAACGCGGUUACUCGCGUGUGGUGUAAACACUGCAGGCCACUCACGUCUCGGUAUGGACGGCUUCACAGAUGUCACGUACAAUACCGCAGCCGAUGGCUUUCUUGAAAAUAUUGAUAACAUUCUUGAAGAUAUUGCUGCUGAUGCCAUUGAUGAUGUAAAUCUCUCUGGUGGUGUGCUCACCAUUGAGACCACCUCACGUGGUACAUUUGUGUUAAAUAAACAGGCACCAAAUGUGCAAUUAUGGCUUUCCUCUCCCAUUUCCGGCCCUCAUCACUAUGAUAUGAUUCUACCAGAGAAUAGUAGUAGUAGUAAUAAUAGUGAAGAUGUGCAGUGGCUUGCCGAUAGUGAUGGACACUCGCUGAAGGAGCGGUUGGAGAAGGAACUCACGGAGGUAUUAGGUGUGGAGGUGAGACUCUGA